AUGAAAUGGCCAGACUUACUUGCUCCGCUGCAUUCAACGGCAUACCCGAUGAAGGAGCUGUCGUGUGACAUCGCGAUUAAUACGGCACAGAUUUUAGUGACAAGUAUGAUUGUGUUCCUAUUCGCCACAACUCGUAGCAAUGCUGAAACUUUUCUAAGUCACGUUGGACGGGAUGGAGAGGAUUUAACUUACAUCAUUGACGCGUUGUCGGUGAUUCUGCGUAUCAUCAUCGUCGUCGUCCCAGUGGUCAUCGCCUUCGUUUUCAAGGAUCAUUUUUUCACCGAGUUCGCCGACUUGUGGGAGCCUCCUGCAUCGCCAUGAACAGUAUCUUGCUCCCGACUGUCUUCUACCGCAUUAAGACGUGGGAACGCAUUGCUAUCUACAAGAAGGUAGCGGCUGGUA
Messenger RNA from Phytophthora nicotianae INRA-310, 402 nucleotides. RefSeq lists its product as hypothetical. The transcript has a single exon. Bases 1 to 321 code for a protein of 106 amino acids. Lineage: Eukaryota; Oomycota; Peronosporomycetes; Peronosporales; Peronosporaceae. The record is from RefSeq and is a predicted model, not a curated record.